CUCUGCCGGGACGUAAAACGGAGUGAAGCUCCGAGAGGAGCAGCAGAGAGGAAGAGGAGCAGCAGAGAGGAAGAGGAGCAGAGAGGAAGAGGAAGAGGAGCAGCACUACCAGAGGAGGAGGAGGAGGCGCAGCCGGCCUGGAUGUAGCAGUUUGCGGGUGUUGUUGCGGGAUGUGCGGCUCCUCCUCUGCGGCUCUAACUUUGUGCGUGUGAUGGUGAGCCCCGGAGGAUCAUGGGAGUGAGCUGCUCCUGCAGGAGGAUGAUGGGAGUCAGCUGCUCCUCCAGGUGCACCUCCUUCCUCCUGGUCCUGCAUGUCGUCUCCGUGUUGCAGACUGUGCUCGUCAGCGCUGGUCAAUGUGACUCCGUCUUCGAAGGCUUCUCAAACUGUCUCAUUCGCUUAGGGGACGACAUGGCCAACUACCCCCAGGACCUGGACGACAGGGAGAACCUGCACAAGAUCUGCACUUACUGGGAUAACUUCCAUUCCUGUGCCACGACGGCGCUGGCGGACUGCCACGAGGGAGCGACGGACCUCUGGGAAAAACUGAAAAAGGAGUCCCGCAACCUGAAUUUCCGUGGGAGUUUGUUUGAACUCUGUGGUGGUGGCAACGGGGCCCCCAGGUCUGCUGACGCCAGGGGCCACAUCUUGGUCCUAAGCGCCCUGCCGACCAUACUGACUUGGCUGGCCUUUUAACAGAACGGAGGAGAAACAUAGAAAGUUAAAAUAAAUUAAAAAGAGAGAACUUCAGCUGGAAAAAAUAAAACUGACAACUUAAAUACAACCUCAAGGACUGAGUUUGAAUUCAUCACAAGAAAAUACGUCCGAUUUGGAUUCUUACUGCUUCGUCACAGUACGGCAGCUCGCUCUGCUCUGUGGGACGUUUGCAGACCAUGAUCCUGGAGUCCUCCAAUCACACGCAGCCCCGCCAGAGGUCAAUAACAUGAAAUAUUCAACGUGCCGCUGCUCGAAAUGAAGACAACGAUGAAAUUUUGAUGGAUACUUGCCCACUUACAAUUGUGGAAUUACACCGUAUUAAAGUCAGCCAUGCAUUAUUGAUGUUGAGUAGGCCUAGACAGCAUUAUGUGACUGCUGGGUGCUGACACACCUUCAGGCUGUAUAUUAGGGUUGCCAUACAGCCUGAAGGUGCUGUUCCAUGUGCAGCGCAAGACCAAGCCCAACUCCACAAAAUCAAUAAGACAAGGCAUGGAGCCCGUUUAAGACCGGUCGCCUCAGAUUCACCACAGACAGAUUUUCUUUUUUACUACGCCAAGAUGACUCAGUUGUGCUGGAAUGAAUGCCUGAUGGUAAUAUAGCCUAAUGUUUGUGCUCGUGUUAGCAGUUAUUGUGUGCAGACGACGGUCACACCAGCUCUGACGACUACAACAAAUGUCAAAGAGUAGAGGACGUAUAAAAACUGUUUGUCUUGGACCAGUUCAACGUUGCUCGAAUGUUGAACUGCAAGAAAAACAGUUCCCCCAAUUUACAGUGUAUUACAUGUUUAGCUGGCCAGCCUGCUAACAUGCUAGCUAACGGUUCUGGUGUGACCGUGGUCUAACUCCCUCCCCUGAUGGAGGGACGUAGUCCAGUAUCAGGCCUGCCUGUGGUAAAAGAAGAGUUUAGAUUUAUGCUAGCCUGCAUGAUAUCAGUUCUAAGUUGUUUAUUCUGUUUCAGGAAAUGAACACAAAGCUUUAAAAAACUAACAGUCACCUGGUUUGAUCGAACCUGAAGAAACAGAAGUCGGGUCUAAGUUAGGACAAGGCCUGCUCAGCUAACCAGAGAUUUAGUUCAAAACUGGUUUUUAUAUUC
Messenger RNA from Nematolebias whitei (Rio pearlfish), 1806 nucleotides. RefSeq names its product neuritin 1a (gene nrn1a). The transcript has 3 exons. The coding region runs from base 232 to 693 and encodes 153 amino acids. The record is from RefSeq and is a predicted model, not a curated record. Gene Ontology annotation, cellular component: plasma membrane. Gene Ontology annotation, biological process: nervous system development; neuron projection extension. Lineage: Eukaryota; Metazoa; Chordata; Actinopteri; Cyprinodontiformes; Rivulidae.